Molecule: messenger RNA, 2967 nt
Organism: Exophiala bonariae
Lineage: Eukaryota; Fungi; Ascomycota; Eurotiomycetes; Chaetothyriales; Herpotrichiellaceae
Exons: 1
Coding region: 1-2967 (988 amino acids)
Source: RefSeq, a predicted model, not a curated record
AUGGCUUCAGCCGAAGAUGCUCCCCCAUCGACUCAGGCCGACCAAGGCUCGCUCCAUGUCUUACAAUUGUUCGAUGAUAGCUUCACGGUUCUUACAUUUGAAGACCGCCUGGCGCUAUACCUAAGGACCGCGGAACGAGCUCAUGAGCAAAUUCAGUCUUCAAGGAUGCUACUCCGAGGUCUCGGAGCGGAAGUUUCAAUCCCAAAAAAGAAAUCCAUCGAAAAGACCAUCAGUGAGACUGAAUAUCAUGCUCGAAUUCUUGCACAAGACCUGGAUCCCGCAAAAUCCGAAUCGUCUUCACCUCAAGACAUUAUCAGACAAUCCCGACUGUUCUUGGUCCUUCGCUCGGAGAACCACGAGGUGUCCAAAGAUCUGGAAAGCCUUCACCACGCUUGCAAGGCUCUUGACGAUAUUAUCGAGUCAUGCAAAUCAGUCCGAGCCAAUUCAGUAAAGCGGAAACCACUUCAGUCAUCUGUCACUCCAUCUCAACCACUUCCGGUGGCACCAACGCCAGCAAUCAGAGUCGAUGCUGUAAUUGCUGAACAACCAUCAAUGUCGCAGCAAACUGACGAUUUCCUAAAUGGUUUACCACCUCUGGAUGCCACCAAGCUAUUACACCAUAGGAGGACUUCGAGACUAAGGAACAGGAGUACGAGUCAAUUGGGAAGGCCCAAUGAAGGCUCGCCAGGCCAACAACCCGGUGAUUCCCAACAAUACCUGCUUCCAGAUGAUCCCGCUGAACUACCAGGAUGGCCUGCAAUACCAAUUCCACCACCAACGGCACGUGGCUAUGUAUUUAUUCCAACUCUUACUUCAAUGCCUGAGCUUGAAGCACCGAGCGAGAUAAUAUCUGUUACAAAGGCCAAACCAGAUUAUGCUGCCAGCCUCAGGUCUCCCAUCAUAGAACCUGGCGUACAUCAACUCCAGCAAAACGAUAAACCUAUCGAUGGAAUUGCUGAUCAACCAGCCGUUCAACCUACUGAGACAGUGUUGCCCUUGAAGCAGUCCUUGGAAAAGCCUCAACAAACGCCUUUCAAACUGAAAGAGACACCUGAUUCCACCUUACCUGUUGCAGCACAGGACACGCCAACUACUACUCAAAAUGCAGCCAACCCCCAAGGAAGCGUUUCAUCCCCACGAAAUUCAAUUGUUCAGGUGUCUGAUGCCCAGCAUGGAACAAGUCGUCGGAACUCCGCCAUUUCGGAAAGGCCACAAUCGCUGCUUUCCUCGGUGCCAGAAAAUCAGAGUUCUGGGUCCGCAAUUUCACCACCUUCAACAACGAAUUCUUCUCGAGUUUCAGAGUCACCAGUUGUAAAGUCUGCAAGUACCCGAAACAGGUUAAGAAAGAACCCAUAUGCUCUUGCUGGCAGAUCAAACAUUUAUCUUGCCAACUCUAUUGACGAGGCAGCAAGUGCUUCCAACAUACCAUCCGCUUCACAACCAGGUAAUCCGCAGAGAACAUUGAGUACUUCUGCGUUAGCCACGACCAACCAGGAUUCGCAAACAACUCUCCGCCAAGUCCCUUCUGUCUCUGUGAAAACGGGACAGGCCCUUGAUAAAGAAUCUCACCAGAUUUCUGAGGCGACCAAAACCCCAUUGUCAACAAAUCAGGUCACCAGUUAUACCCCCACACUUACUUCUUCGCCUCAAUUCCAAACCAGUAAAUCAUUCACGAUCGUCUCUCCGCCAGUAUCACCAAGCAGGGAAGUUUUCCAGCAGCAAUUUGAAAAGUCAAGAUUUAAUGAUUCAAAACGAAAUUCCAUCACAUCCAUAGCUUCUGCACCACCUGCAGCUGGAUAUCUACCACGCAAACAACACCAAAGCGCCUACAUAACUCAACAGCAAAUCAAUGAUGCUCACGAGAGUCGACUUCAUCAAGUUCAGAAUCGCACGUACAGUCUUCCUGAGACCAGUCAGCACAAGAAGAAUCCCUCAAUGGACGAACGCUGGACGCCACAGCGUGCUCAGACGCAGAUACCAGAGCAAUCCGAGAUGGCUCAUCAUCAUGCCUAUGCGUCAAAACUGGCAAGAGAAGCGAGAGAAGAACGCAUGAGUUCUCCGUCAAACGUCCCCAAUACCAGCGUGGCAAGGACACCUAUUCCACCUUACCCCAUGACACCCAUUCAAGGACCGAUUGAAUCAUUGCACCGUGAGCCAAUGCCAGCCGUACCGACAAGAAUGCCGAUCCCAGAAAAGCAAGACUCUCUACCAGCGAUACAAUCACAAACAUCUCUAGGGAAACAACCGGAAGCACGUUCAUCAUCGGCGCCUGUAGCUUCUCAUCGACUGUCUGUUCGAUUUCCUCAACAUAAUCCACGAGGAGAGAUGGUGGAUCCAUCAACGCAAGAGGUCAUAGCACGUCAAUCAGUAUAUUCCCAGCAACAAGCACAAUCUCAUAAUCCCCAGACUACACCACCUGUCGCACAAAAUGCUCCAGCCUCGAGACAGCAAAGCCAAACGCUUCCACCUCAACAUCCAAUCAACCAUCAAUCAAAUCAUUACCCACAGCAGCAGCAACAGCAGCAACAGCAGCAACAGCCACAUCAACCACAAAUGCAAUAUCAACCACAAACCACAAUUCCCACGAAAAUGGGGGGACCUCCCAUCCCACCCAAGAUCAACCAACAACAGCCACAACCACAUCCAGCAGUCCCUGACCCCGACCUGCACCGCGAACGCAGCACAUCCGGCACGAAAUCAACCAUCUCAUCCCGUAGCUCCACCUUCGGCCUCCCCCAACAGCACCAACAGCAGCAGCAGCACCUCUCUCAGCACCCGUCGAUGAACUACCGCACCGCAUCAAGCUCCACGCUCUCUGCCAAAGUUGGCAUAGUAGGCGAGGGUGCGGGCGGCGGCGGAUCAAGUAACGGCUCGACAUUCGGCGCCGGGCCGGCUGUGGGCAUGGCGCGCAAACGCAGCUCGUGGUUGACGAGGCAGGUUGAGCGUGCUGGGUUGAAGUCCUUUUAG